This is a messenger RNA of Leguminivora glycinivorella, 2744 nucleotides long. RefSeq lists its product as uncharacterized. NCBI's taxonomy places the organism in Eukaryota, Metazoa, Arthropoda, Insecta, Lepidoptera, Tortricidae. The record is from RefSeq and is a predicted model, not a curated record. The coding region runs from base 207 to 875 and encodes 222 amino acids. The transcript is spliced from 6 exons.
UCGGAAAACUUCGGAAAUUAUCUGCCGACACUUCUAUCGCGAAAAGUACGUUAUUAAAACUACGUAAAGUUUGCCUGGUUGAAUAAAACUCUCCUUAGUGACGUCACAACAACACUUUCUCAACUUGUUGAAAGUUUUGAAGUCCUGCAACUGAACACGUAAUCAAAGUUAAACAAAGACAAAAGUGAUCGAAAGUGUUUGCUGAAAUGUUGUUUAUAAUGCUCAGUGCGGUUUUUAUUGCAAGCGGAGAAGGCGCCACGCUGGGGGAGUCAGACAACUGCGACCCGAGCGAGCUGAACAUAUGCGUGGAGAAGAUCCCAAAAACACCCGUUGGUUUGCCAAAGACGAAAGAGGAAUUAGACACACAUUGCCGGGUUUUCAACAUGGGAAUGAGUUGCAUGGAUGCCUGGAUCAAGCGCUGCCUGCCGACGGACGGCCAGAAGUUGGUGCACCAUCAGAUCGGCGGCGCACGCGCCAUCAUGCGCUUUCUUUGCGCGAACGAGACCACUGCGCUGCGACGAGAAUUCCUGAAGGAGCAGACCUGUUGGGCCCGCGUGUCCCCAGAAUGGUCCGGCUGCGUGAACGAGCUACAGAGCGCCGUUCGAGACAUCAGCGACCGCGCACAGCUCUUCACGUAUUUUAACAGGAAUGGAGAACUUUGCUGCGCACGCGACGACUUCAUGGCCUGCGUGACGCAGGUGGGCCGCCUGUGCUCCGCCAACGCAGGCAACCUGCUCAAGCGACUCGCCUGGGUACUCGCGCAAGACGUCGCCGCUUGCAGCCAGCCGCACGCUUACUGCAUGGCCCCACCAACAGCGGUCACGCCUCUGCUCACCGCUCUCUCGACCAUCUUACUAUAUCCACCGAGGCUGUAAGCUGCUGCUGUUUAAGCUAAGGUUUAAUUAAUUAAGUCCCUCCUGUUUUUUUAUCGUCUUUUAUUGCGGUUGUUUCUGGUUCCUUUAGGGUUCAAAAGGGUGUGUGUGCUUAGUGCGUUUUUACAUUAUCCGAUCCGAUAGUAGGAAGGAUGUCAAAGGCAAAAAUCAAAGAUGGCGGCUUAAAUAUAUUGGGACAUCGUUCCUACGUAUCCGACAUCAUAUCGGAUGAUGUGAAAACGCACUUAGGAUGUGACUCUGUCCGUCUCUGUCUUUCUUUCGGUCACAUUAUUCGAUACCUCUAGAACUAAUUAUGCUCUCGAUUUCAAAUUUGGAAUAGAUAUGAACAUUGUUGUACAUUGGAAGUGUUAGGUAUUGCUUUUAACAGAGAGAAUGGACCACUGAAAUUUGUGAUGCGUAAAUGUUUGAGAUACAAUUUAAAUUAAUAGUUUUUAGCAGAAGAGAUCUAAAAAUAAGUCCCGUUAUUACACAGAUCAAAUCGCAAAACAGUAUUAAAUAAAUGGAGUGUUAAAUUAUGGAUGUUUGUUAAUGUCAUAGAUUAUUUAAGCUUAGUUUUAGCUAGUAUAUGAAUUCAUUAUCAUCGAUAUUAUUCAUCGUUUGUGGUUAAAUUUUAUGUUCUAUGAUAAAUUAUGAUUUUGAAACAUUUUAGUAGGCAAAGUACCGGAAAACUUCGCCUCUAUACCUUCUGUAUAGGUACCUAAAAAGACUCAUGGUAUCACAUGUGAAAACUCCUAUGUACAGUCAACCCAUUGGAACCCUAGGCCACUCUACAACCAUGUCAAAAUGGCAAACAGUAAGAGAUUUCUUACAAUCUGAUUUAUAACGGCACUAUGACAUUAGUUCUACGGUGGCCUAGGGUUCCAAUUGGUUGACUGUACCUCCUGAAAAGCGACUACCUACGGACUGAAUGUUCGCCUGGCAGGAAGCUGCUAUAUAGUGUACCAACUCGGUCGUAUGAUAUAGACUAUCGCGUUGGUGUGUCCUUAUCGUAUAUUAUGUAAGUACCGACGCGAUAGGCUAUAUCACACGUCUCCUAGAUCCUGGCAGUAAAUGCGUUAACGACUGAGUUGAAGUCGGUUAAAAAUAAGGUUAAGAAGAAAUUGAUGUGAUGUUAUUAUUGUUAUUAAGUUUGGUAAAGUAUUAGGCUAGUAAGUUGAAAUUGUAUUUUAUCAGAAUUGAGUUUACUUAUUAACAAAACUAAAGGAUUGGAUAGUUCGUAAAACGAGUUGGAAUUGAUACAAUAAAAUGUAUAAAAUAUGCACAACGUACCUAGUAUAAAAUUGCUCCAAACUUAGUAACUACAAAUAUGUUAGGUACAGUUGAGUUCAUAAAUUAUGUGUACAUUUUAUCACCUUAUUGCAUAUAGUUAAGGUGAAGAAAUUUACCUAGACUUACGUCGUACAAGCAUCGUAACUUUUUCUUUUACUGCAAUUCAAAAUUCCAAAACUACUUAUUUUUUGUCGUUAUAAAUAUUACACAUUAAAAAGGCUUGGCCAAUAGAGCGUUUGUAUGGAGAAUUGGCCCCUCCUGUCCUGUAUCGUCUUAAGAAGUUUAAACUUUUGGCCGGCAACUUUUUUUAGUCGAAGAUUCAAUCCAUAAAAUAAUUGUCCUCUCAUUUUGUGUACAUAGAAUAUUGAAUCAUUAGCAUAUAAGUCUGUGUUGACAGUUAUAUGUAUGUACUUAUCCGAAAAAUAAAGACAAGUGGUGAUUUUAAUAUUAAAAUAUUUAUUAUUAUUAUGUCCUUGAAAUGACAACAUUCUGGAAAUUACACAGUUCGAAUUUCAAAAACCAGUUUGCUCAACUUAUCGGGUUUGUAAUUUAUUUACUUACCCCCUUAUUCAUAAACGUACU